Messenger RNA from Haliotis rubra (blacklip abalone), 1083 nucleotides. RefSeq lists its product as uncharacterized. The transcript has 3 exons. Lineage: Eukaryota; Metazoa; Mollusca; Gastropoda; Lepetellida; Haliotidae. Bases 16 to 1083 code for a protein of 355 amino acids. The record is from RefSeq and is a predicted model, not a curated record. Gene Ontology annotation, molecular function: zinc ion binding.
GUGACAUCAUCAAUCAUGAUAAACUUUUUCUACAACACAAGAUAUUUGUUUUGUAGACUGAAGGCAUAUGCUCGGAAUGAUGAUUUCCGUGGCACUGUCAUCCAUCUUCCUGAGCCACUUGAUGCAAGGUGGCCAUCAUCAGGAUUUAGGCAGCUUCUCCCUAAGCAUCAAAACAACCUACCUCCAAUCUCCAAGGAGCUGACAGAGGGAUACUUUGUUUUCCGCAUGGCUGAAGAUAAUCAGGCUGUCAGUGACUUAAAGUCUAUGGAGAAGGGGGCAAGGAUGUUCUCAGCCAACAGGGUCCUCGCUUGCAGCGUGUAUUUUGAGGGAUCAUCCACUUACUUCAGUGGAAUUGUUGGUGCUUCUAUGAAGAAUAAGGUCAGCUACAACUAUAAAAUAAAGGUGGACAAGACAGGUGCUCCCGUUAUCUCCCACUGUGAGUGUCCUGCAGGGAAGGGUCCCCAUGCUACUUGCAAGCACAUAGCAGCAGUCCUGAUCAUGGCAGAGCACUUUGUUGCAACAGGCAGUCUUCAUGUGGAGAAGAGCUGCACAGAGAAUCUUCAGACUUUCCACAAACCAAAAUCCACUUACAAAGGUUCUCCAGUGAAAGCAGAGUCUCUACCUUCAAAGCGGAAGUGGUCAGACAAGAUGUUGGAAGACCCGCGUCCACCAAAAUACAGAAGGAUGGCUGGCUUUGAUGACCAUGUUCGUAAUAUGAUGGUAAACUUUUGCUCAGCAACUUCUGAAGACCUUGCACUGAAAUAUUUACAUCCAAAGGCUGACCUACAGACUGCAGUGAAGGACCAUGACUAUCUGGACAAGCCCUUUUCAGAGUACUGGGUUGAUAGGGCAUUGCAGGUCACAGAAGAUGAUGCUGUCCAGAUAGAGAAGAGUACCAGGGACCAAGGCAAUAAUCAAAGAUGGCAUAGGGAGAGGAAGUGGCGACUAACAGCAUCACGGUUCGGAGAAGUCACCAAAAUGACAAGUAGAAGAAAUAAAAAGAAACUAUGUCAUUCACUUUUAUAUGGCCAAACAUGUACAAGACCUAUGAUACAUGGUAAACAGUAUGAAAAAAGCUAUUAA